Molecule: messenger RNA, 3264 nt
Organism: Nothobranchius furzeri (turquoise killifish)
Lineage: Eukaryota; Metazoa; Chordata; Actinopteri; Cyprinodontiformes; Nothobranchiidae
Gene: tex10
Product: testis expressed 10
Cellular component (GO): nucleus; MLL1 complex
Source: RefSeq, a predicted model, not a curated record
CGCUUAUUUAUACGCAAGCACCGUAUUCGUCCAGUUCGACACGCAAACCCCACAGGCUUUGUAAACAUGUACACACCAAAUCAAAGGACCCAAUGAGCAUGCUGCUAGACGAGAUUGCAAAGCUUUUUUUUUGUAUGAGCUGAAAGUCUUUUGCUGGUUAUUUAUUUAGCUUAAGAUACAGAGUGGGUGCUUGAUGCUACAUGAGAAUCUGGCGAUUGCAGUAAGGCCCCCUUUUUAGCGGAGAAAAAUAUAGUCAACGAAAGAUGAAGGCCAAGAAGAAAAAGAGGCAGGAUGAUUUUAAUAAGGUCAAGCUCAAAGUGGGAAAGAGGAAGCCCAAAGCUGAUAACGCCACCAACACAAACUUUCGCUCAAGGGGAAUCCAUCUGCCAGAUCAGCUGAAGAGAGACACAAGUGGCCCCACAACUCAUAGACAACUGGGUAUCAAUGAACUCUUGUCUCAGCUGCAUCAUUACAGUGCCAACGUGAAACAUGGUGCCUUGUUGGGUUUGAGAGAGCUGCUGUCCUCUAGUCCUUCUCUGCUGGAGCAGCAUCUCUCACGCAUGCUGUCUGAAGUGGCAGCUGUUCUCACAGACAAGGAUGGUAACGUCCGUGUGGCAGCUACACGUGUGCUCAGGUUUGUUGCACAGUCUGUGCCUGCAGAACACGUGUCCCCAUUUUUCCCCCUUCUUAGUGCUCACUUGACUUGUGCCAUGACCCACAUUGAGCCCGGCAUCCAGGAGGAUGCCAUGAAUGUCCUUGAUGUUUUCCUGGAGCACUACCCAUCUCUCCUUGCCUCUCGGCCUACAGUGCUCCUUACAAACUUCUUAGAGCUUAUCUCUCACAGACAGAACAUCGGAGGAGCCAAAAAACCUCUAGAUGCAAAGGGGCGAACUUGGGCGCUGACAGUCAACCCAGACAGGACUGUGACAAGCCAACAGUGGCGCCUCUCUGUUCUCCUCAGGCUUGGGCACUUUCUGCAGGCAGUCGUUGAAGAAAGACCAAUGGAAGAAGGGGACGUGUCCGUCCGAACUGAAGGAGUGUUUGGUUCAAGUGGAAAGGGAUGUGUCACUCCUCUGCAUCUCACCUGGGAAGAUUUGGUUUACAGAAAAGGGGAAGUUAAGGUUUAUGAAAAUUCUGGGGCCAAACCAACUCCCCACUCUACCUUCAGACUCAGACCCCAGGUGGACUCAGGAGUCCCGAUAAGUGAGGGUCUGGACUCGGCUGAGACUGUUGAGAGAUUUGCUGGCACACUUGUGCCUCUGCUGCUGGAAGUUUGGGUUGAAGCCUGCACCAACGACUGCUCCUGGGGCAGCACCGAGGGCUCUCACCUGCUCACCCCAGACGCCAUGUCAGUUAUGUUCCAGGUCCUGACUGUUCUCCAGCUGCUGAGAAAACUGCCCACCCAGCGGGAGAACCAGGAUGCGCUGGAUGCAUGGUUACGUAAAGAGUAUCUGGGAGAUUUCAAGCAGCAUUUCAUCAAAAACUUUCCUUACGGCAUGCGGGACACACCAAAACACAAGAAGAAAGUCGAUCUCAAACGGAGUAAACAGACUGCAGCUGUUCCCGCUCCGACGGUGGAGCCUCUGGCUUUGAACAUCACACUUUGCCAGGUCAUGGUGUCACUCAGCCAGAAGCAGGGCGUUGGCCGAGAGGCGGAUGGAGACUGGCUAUCGCCUCUGAGGAGUUUCGUCCGGAACACUCUAAGGAGUGGUGUGAAGCUGAGCUACAGGCAGCUGCACAUGCUGCUGGGCACGGUGUGGAAGCUGGUGCUCACACAGAGGAGCAGAGCAGUGACAGAGGAGUUGCUGGCGGCGGUGUAUGUCUACUACAAACAGAGGAACCUCCAGAUCCAGACACGAUCUCUGCUGCUGUCCUUCUACAGCAAGCUCUACCUGCAGGAGCAGGGACAUGCACACAUUGCCAGGAGCAAAGUGCUGUGUCGCUGGCUGGGAUCUCUUCCUGUGCAGCUGUCCCAGUUGGGCCACCGUAACCCAACGCUCUCUGCUCAGCUCAUCUUUUCCAUUCAAGCUGCAGCUUCACGAGGCAACAAGGAUCUUCUCGACAGUCUGCUGACACAUGCCUGCAGGCUCUACGAUCCACAGGAAGGAGCUGUGGUGCUGUUACCACCAGAGUGCCAGCAGCAGAUGGUCCGUCUGCUUUACUUCCUUCCUGAAAUGCCUCAGCCCCUCCUGGCCAACCUGAGCAGCUGCUGCACCGCUGGACGGAUCUCUGCCAGCCUCGCCUCCUCUCUCAUUCGCAUCAUACACUUUAGGUCGUCUCUGAGUGGCUGGUCUGUUGGAAACCAGGAAGCAGCCGUGCAGGAUGUGGACUACAUCAGCUUCUUGUUCUCCACCCUCAUUGGCCUCUCCUCCGAAAACCUCUCCAGCCUUCAGGAGGAUGAAAACAUCUUGCCUUCGCCCAUUGCUCCCCUGUGCCUGUACCCCACCCCGUCAGAACAGUUUACGCACCACUGGGACGUCCUCCAGGAAGUGUGCCGCUGUCUGGAAACCGUGGGCUCAAAGUCCCAGUGCUUUGACAUCCUGCAGAACGGCAUCUUCAGAUACCUGAUUAAGCUGGAGGUGAUCCCCGACAGCACGGCCGCCGGGCUGCUGAGAGCCGUUUCCAGGCUACUGGGCCCGUCCGUCCUGCCCAUGGAGCAGGUGCUGCGCUUCUUGUGCCAGUGUUGCCUCAGCCUCCUGGCGCUGCUCGUCACCCCGCAGCUGGAGGCGGCGGCCGAAGCCGAACACAAAAGAGAGGAGAUCUGGGGUUCGUGCGUGACCGCGCUGAGCAGCGUUCCUCGCCUGCUGCGCAUGGUUCUCCAGUCGAUGCACGUCGGCGAUCUGAAUGAGGAGGAGCUGCCGCAGCUCGGGCGGAUCCUGUCCAUGCUGCUGCAGCACACGCCGCUCCACAACCAGCUGCUGGCCAACGCCGCUCUGCUGCAGGAGCUCCUACAGGACCUCACCAGGUACUCCCAGAGCGCGUCCAGAGAGCAGUGGCUGACAGACCUGCUCUACUGUUACAGCGUCACCGUGGCUCACGGCUCUUCGGCGCACCGUGGAAGUCUGGGCCUCCGGGACAUCUACUGACCGCCGCACCCAUCAGAUCAGCGGCGGGUGUGUUGAAGGCAUUCAUACAACAAAACUUUAUUUGGAACAACCCAGGUUGUCCUCUAAAGCUGCCCCGUUGUCGUUUUUAGGGUGGUUGUAGAACGUUGACUCGAUUUUUAAAGUACAAAAAACACAAAAAUAAAGACGUAAAGUCAAA